GUUUACCACUCGCACUACACGAAACGGACAUCAGACGUCACUACGACAAUGACAACCACCACGAGCAUGAAAGCAGUCCAAAUCCUCGGCCCGAAAACCAACCCUACCAUCACGCUCAACCCAACUCACCCCCUCCCCACCGCCGACACCGACAACGACCCCGAGGACCCCCUUAUCCUCCUUCGCGUGCACUCAGCCGGCGUCACAGCCGACGAGCAGACCUGGCCCGAACUCUACAGCCACACCAACCGGGACCGCAUCCCAGGCUGCGAGGUCGCAGGCACCGUCGCCGCCCUGCCCGAGGGGUAUGGCAUCAGCAGCAUCAGCAGCAGCGACCGCCUCCUACUUCAAGUCGGUGACGCCGUCUACGCGAUGCUGCAUCCGGACCGCGCACGCGGCCAGGCCGAGUGGACGUAUGCGCGUGUCAGCGAGCUCGCGCGCGUCCCGCGGAGCCUGCUCGGGUCAGGUCUCGCGAUGGCGGCGGCGCUGCCCAUCCCUGCGUUGACCGCGUGGGAGGGGCUUUGGAAGAGGGUACCGGGCGGGCUUCCCAAGGGGGCGAGGGUGCUGGUUACGGGGGCGUCGGGGGCGGUGGGGAGGAUGGUGGUGCAGAUUGCCAAGAGUGAGAAGUUUGAGGGGGUGAGGGUAGUGGCGUUGGCGAAGGGGGAGGAGAAGUUAGAGGCGGUGAUGGCGCUGGGUGCGGAUGAAGUAGUGGAUUAUGGGUUGGAGGGAUGGGAAGACCUCGUGGGGAGGAGGAGUGUGGAUGCUGUGUUUGAUGCCGCGGGCGGAGAGGUACUAACGCGCGCGUGGGGGACGGUCAAAGACGAUGGCGUCGUGCUGACCAUCGCAGAUCCGCCCCCGGCUUGGGCUGUUAAAAAGGUGGUGCCGAAAGAAGCGGAGGGACGUCCGGGGGUGAGAUAUGUCUAUUUCAUUGUUUCCCCGGAUUGGAAGGGCCUGGGUGAGAUUUCAAAUUUGAUCGAUGAGGGAAUACUCAAACCCCUUCCUGUCGUUGAGUUCCCCCUCGACAAGGCCGUGGAGGCCUGGGAAUUCGCUCAGCACCGCGGGCGGCAAGGAAAAGUCGUUAUUAACCUUGUGUCCGAUGUUUGAUAGUCCUAGCUGUUGACCAGGCAGAUACAACUUUGCCCUAUCAACCUCCUCCAGUUCAAUAAACUGUGCGGUCGCUGUGGUGUCGCCUACGGAGCUCUAUGUAGUAGUGCCUGUUGCGGAGGGCUUAAGGUGCAAACCUUGGGGUUCCGUGGCUCUCUGUGCACGCCCAACGACAACGAAAGGCCGUAAGCCGCAGAGAGCCCGGUAGAGAGGUUCGGCCUCGCCUCUUUGACUAGAUACUCCCUUGAGGCGGAUCUUCGCUAUGUAGUUAGCUUAGGUAGCACGUUCGUAGGGACUGCGAAUCUAGGGACUUCAAGGAACGAGGCCAGCAGAUGACCUUGACCACCAGCACGAGAUUCUGUUCCAAGACAAAACCCUAAGGAGACACGACGGCCUCA
Messenger RNA from Parathielavia appendiculata, 1502 nucleotides. Its product is annotated as NAD(P)-binding protein. The transcript has a single exon. Gene Ontology annotation, molecular function: oxidoreductase activity. The record is from RefSeq and is a predicted model, not a curated record. NCBI's taxonomy places the organism in Eukaryota, Fungi, Ascomycota, Sordariomycetes, Sordariales, Chaetomiaceae. The coding region runs from base 49 to 1104 and encodes 351 amino acids.